AUGCCCUCCGUUCGCUCCCUCCUCGGCCUCUUGGCCGCCGCGGCGGCCUGUGGCGCCUUCGCCUUCCUGGGCUAUUGUAUUUACCUCGACCGGAAGCGGCGCGGGGACCCCGCGUUCAAGCGCCGCCUGCGGGACAAAAGAAGAGCCGAGCCUCAAAAGGCUGAGGAGCGGGGCAGGCAGUUGUGGGAUCCAGCGAAGAAUAAAAAAUUGCAAGAACUUUUCUUGCAAGGACGGAUGGGAGAACUUUGGUUAUCUAGAGGAGAGCACAGAAUGGGGGUUCAACACCUCGGCAAUGCCCUUUUAGUGUGCGAGCAACCACGGGAACUUCUGAAAGUUUUCAAACACACACUCCCUCCCAAGGUAUCUGAGAUGCUGUUGCACAAAAUUCCCCUUAUUUGCCAGCAAUUUGAGGCAGACAUGAAUGAACAGGAAUGCUUAGAGGAUGAUCCUGAUUGA
Nomascus leucogenys (northern white-cheeked gibbon) is the source of this 456-nucleotide messenger RNA. It is a transcript of the gene TOMM20L, whose product is annotated as translocase of outer mitochondrial membrane 20 like. Gene Ontology annotation, cellular component: mitochondrial outer membrane translocase complex; mitochondrial outer membrane. Gene Ontology annotation, biological process: protein targeting; tRNA import into mitochondrion; protein import into mitochondrial matrix. Gene Ontology annotation, molecular function: transmembrane protein transporter activity. The record is from RefSeq and is a predicted model, not a curated record. Lineage: Eukaryota; Metazoa; Chordata; Mammalia; Primates; Hylobatidae.